Phoenix dactylifera (date palm) is the source of this 3890-nucleotide messenger RNA. RefSeq lists its product as uncharacterized. The record is from RefSeq and is a predicted model, not a curated record. Gene Ontology annotation, biological process: ethylene-activated signaling pathway; regulation of DNA-templated transcription. Gene Ontology annotation, molecular function: DNA binding; DNA-binding transcription factor activity. Lineage: Eukaryota; Viridiplantae; Streptophyta; Magnoliopsida; Arecales; Arecaceae.
GCUCUAGCCAUGGAGACAUCUAUACGGAUGGCGGCUCUGCACGUUUUAAUUGACUUGCACUAACUUUUUUUGAUCCGGAUACCUUUCUUUCUCUACAGACAUUCCACUCCCUUCAAAUAUUCCAAGGCUUCCCUUGAGGAGCUGGUACGCAUGAGUUUGAUGUGCUUCGAACUGGCAAACGCAUCAGGCGGUAGCUCUGCCCCAGCACGGCAUGAUGAUGUCGAAGAGGACGGGGCGGUGGCGAGGAUGUCAUCGACGAGGACGGGGCGGCGCCGCCAGGCUCAGGAGACGCCCACUAUGAUCCCGGCCUCGACCCGUAUCGUCUCCGGGGAGCGGGUGCCUGGGGGCUUGGCUUGGGAGGUGGUGCCGGCCGGUUGUUUGGGCUCGGUUGGCUCGCCUUCUUCUUCGUCAUCUUCGCAUUCUUGGGGUGGUCAGGGUGGCGGCGGCGGCUGCGGGCAGAAAAGAACGAGAGAGGUGCUACCCCCCGAGUUGGUGAUGAGGUAUCAUCAUGGUUAUGGUCAGUUUGACAGCUAUCAUAGGGGGGAGGCAUCACCAAAUGUUGUAGAACAUAGCAAACAGAGCCCCCAAACCAGCAUCCAAGCCCCAGCCAUGGAAGAGUCCUCCCCUUCCUCCUACCCGGAAGCAGCGAGGGAGGCUGCACCAAGGAGGCGAUACAGGGGAGUCCGCCAGCGCCCAUGGGGCAGGUGGGCUGCCGAGAUCCGCGACCCCCACAAGGCAGCUCGUGUGUGGCUCGGCACCUUCGACACAGCUGAGGCUGCUGCCCGGGCCUACGACGAGGCCGCCCUCCGCUUCCGAGGCAGCCGAGCCAAGCUCAACUUCCCCGAGGACGCCCGCCUCCCCUCGACGCCUCCCUCUGCUGCUCCAGCAAACUCGAAUUCUCCGGCAACUCUGAGCUCUGAUGCAUCGAGGGACUACUUGGAGUACUCGUGGCUACCGCAAGGGCUUGGGGAGUACCGGACGCUUCCACCGACAAGCCUUUCGGAUCGGUCGAUGUACUCCAACUAUCCUUGGGCAGUGGCUUCCACGACGAUGGAUGGUUCUUUAGCUUCUGGUUCCUUGCAAACAUCUUCCUCUGUUUUUGCUUCCGCUUCUCCUCCUCCUCCUCCUCCUCCUCCUCGGUUCUAUACUUCGGAGGCAACAGCGUCAGAGAAUUUUGUUGGGGACGGUGGCUCGGCGCUUCUGACGCCGUAUUCGGCCGAUUCCAGCCAACUACCGCCGCCCACUUCUGAGUAGGGUAUUUUCUUUCUCUUUUUUUUCCCGAGAAUUUGGUCUUCUGUUCCUUUGAGUAUAAUUCCACCAGAGAUCCCCUUUGGAGCAUAUAUUAUUUUUUUAUUAUAUUUAGUCAAAAAUUAUGUUUUGGAAAAAAAAUAACAUAAGAUAUUAUAAAUCUAGAAGUCUAAUGUCUAAUCUUAACUCGGAAAGAAAUACCAAAUAGAUUAGUUUCGGUAGUAUUAUAUUGGAACCCCUUGCGUUCGGUGCUUAAGCAUAUCUAAAAUGGCUAUUCAAUUAGUUGAAAAAAUCAUAUUGGUAGACUGCACAUAAAAUCAUCCCAAAAUUGAAAUACUAUGAUGUUUCAUUACAACUUGAUAUCGUGGAAGACUUGAUCCAUGGUCUGGAGAUCUUUAAAAUAUAUAAUUCUUUUGUACAUAAAUAUUUUAGGCCUUUUAAAACACAUCCAACAACUUAAUUGAUGUUGGAAUAACUUUUUUCUUUUUAAACACCCCAUGCAUAUUUUAAUAGUAUAUAUACAUAGAUAUAUAUAUAUAUAUAUAUGUAUAUAUAUGUAUAUAUAUCAAAUGGUCAUGGAUUGAGGAAUCUGCUCUGACAAUGUAAUUAUAUGCUCGAAUGAAACAGAUGUUUGGGGGAUGACCCCUAUUUUUCCUAGCAAAACAGAGAGGAAUUACUAGAUAUUUUAUAAUGCCCAACAUCAACACGAGAGUGCCAUGAUAACAUAUCAUAGUAAAUUGAUUAAUUUCAACUUUGAAAAACAUUAUUAUUACUAGCAGUUUGAUUUAAUUAUCAGUAUAUGUUUUUGGAAGAUUAAUAUAGUGUGGUAAAGGAUAGCAAGAUGUAUACUCCUUAAAUCAAUUAUGAUAUUAUUAAGGAGUUUAUCAAACUAGAUAAAGAUGUUAUUUCCUAAGAUUUUGAGAUCCAGUCGGCCUAGGUUGACCAAGUUAACUUGACUCUUGCCCUUGGUGAGUCAACUCGAUUUUAUCAAAAAUUCGGAUAAAUCAUCGACCUCAGCGGUCCAACCGUAUGACUCACGAGUAGAUAUGUUCGAGUUGCAUCUUUCAUGCGAAAGAAUGAUUGAUCUUUUUUCGUGACGUCGACUAUUUCAUUGUAGCCUAUAUAGAUCUUGAAGCACUCCGAAUUUUUUCAUUCAUCCGUUCGCAUAGAUCUCGAAGUGGUCAUUGCACGAUGAAUUCGCUUAGAGGAAGAUGAAGCUUCCUUUCAUGCAACCCCAAAACUAUAGCAAGCAAUUGUUGGAAAAAAAGAUAAAAUGUGGGAUAGGCCCAAGAAAACCUAUUAUUUUACUUGUUUUAAUUAUAUAUUAGCUUCUAUAUAAUAAAAUAUUUUUAAUAGUUCCUAGGCUAAAAAUUAUAAAAUGAGAAAGUUGCGUGAUUAUCUACUUAUGCGUGCGUCUUUACCGGCAAUAAAAGCCACCAUGGGAAAGGAAGCUUUUGGAAAAUUAUUAACUAGUAUUAGUUACCUGCUGGAUUCUUCCCGUGAGCUUGUUGUCCAACCACCAAAAGCUCUCCACAAGUAUUUAGUAGAAGCAGAAUCAAUAAGAGAAUUCCAAAGAUACAAGAUGGCACAACCUCAGCACGUGUAAACCAAAAAGGCAUGCACGCACGAGUACCUUUAGCACUCCUCCUUCAGAUUAUAUAUUGAUGAAGCCCAAAGUACUGGCUCAAAUACAGAUGGCUGUGAUUGGAUGGGCCUGACGAUCCAUCCAAUCAUGAUGGUCAUGCUUAUCAUGGAUGGCCAUGAUUGGAAGAUAGGACCUCCCUGUAUUUCUAAUUCCUUAAAUCCUAAAUUGCCUCUCUUACUACGUUGUUUCAGAAAAUGAGGUCACUUAAUGCUUGUCUGUUUCUCGUUAAGAAUGGAAGAACUAGAAAUCAAAUUAAACUUCAGUCGGAUUAUAAUUCUGUUUAACUUCGAUUUACCAUUUCAUCACUGAGAAUAGAUAUUAGUGAAGCCAUUUUCGUUUUCAGAAACUGUGUCCACUCACACUGCUAGCAAUUAGCAUUUCAUAUAUAAAACGAGCUGCACCGUCUUGCCUGCUGGACCUGCCGCAUCUCCAAUCACGGAUGGUCCAUGAUUCGAAACUGGAUUUCUCCAAUCCAGCCCCAAGCUGGAGAGAAUUCAUACAGAUUAUUCUUUCUGGUUCUUUUUCCAUGAUGAAAGAAGCCCCCAGACUUGUCGCAGAGAAUACAAACAUAGAGCACACACAGCACAUACAUUCUGCUGCUCCAUGAAAAACGUGACCUUGCACCGAAGAUUAAACGAGCCCGGGAGAAACCAGCAACCCGGACAUUAAGCUGAACAGUAUGAAUUCUAAUGUACUUUGCACUCCUGCCUUUUAAGUUACCAUUAUAAAGUCACUCUUGCUGGUUUUGCUUUCCAUUGGCACAUUACAUUUUGAAAUCUCCACCCCUGCAGACCGUGCAAGCUGCAGCAGCGACUUUGGAUCCUGAAUGACUAUUAAAAAAAUAGCAACAUGCUAGUUUCUAUCACUCAUUCCACAGCUUUCUGUCACAUAUAGGUACUCGAAAAACCAACAUCCCUUCAUUACUCAACGCUUACACUUGACCAACAUGUUUUCAUGAUUAGUUCGCAAAUGAGCUUUAUACAAGACAAAAAAAAAA